CACCACCAAGAGAAACAAACAAGCCACACACUAGCUUUUUUCUGCAAUAUUUUCCAAAGUUUGGUGAUUUCGAUUGCUCCGCUCCACCAAAAUCCUCACGGAUCACUUUGCAUUAUCCUGGUCAUAAUUCGUUCAUUCACCAAAAACCCAUCUUCAGGGGAGCAGCACAAACAGGGGAAUCGGCAGAAAGCUCAACAAAUCCGCCGUUUUCUGAAAGGAUGGGAGUAACCUUAUUUUCCGUAUCCACUUUCCCCUUGAGAUGCAGCGGUAGCAGCUUCCCGCGACAAUCAAUUCCUCGCCGUCAUUUGCUCGCCAAAGCAACUCCCGAAGUCUCCCAUGAAAGCAGCAACUUUAAAGAUGGGAAAUUGGAUGAUGGGUUUCUUACUAGAAGGUCGGUCGUGGGAUAUGGGGUUUCCUUACUGUCGUCCUCUACAGUGUUGGGAGUUACUGGAGAAGGAAUGGCAGUUGUGAAGCAGGGUCUUUUGGCUGGGAGGGUACCUGGAUUAUCUGACCCAGAUGAACAAGGUUGGAGGACAUACAGAAGGCCGGAUGAGAAGUCAGGAGGGCACGGUGUUGGAUGGAGUCCAAUCAUCCCAUAUGCUUUCUCAGUGCCUCAAGGUUGGGAAGAGGUUCCAGUCUCAAUUGCUGAUCUUGAAGGGACUGAGAUCGAUUUGAGAUUCGCCAACUCCAAGGAAGGACGACUGUCUGUCAUUGUUGCACCAGUUCUUAGAUUUGCAGACUAUCUGGGUGAAGAUGCUAGAAUCGAACAGAUCGGGCCUCCGGAUAGAGUGAUAAGCGCAUUCGGACCUGAAGUGAUUGGGGAGAAUGUAGAAGGGAAGGUAUUAAGCAUGAAUGUAGCAGAACAUGGUGGAAGAACAUACUACCAGUUCGAGCUUGAGCCGCCUCAUGCACUCAUCACAGCAACUGCUGCAGGAAACCGCCUUUACUUGUUCAAUGUCACUGCAAAUGGUCUUCAAUGGAAGAGACAUUACCCGGAGUUGAAGAAGAUAGCUGACUCCUUUCGUGUUGUCUAGUCAGUAGCUUGUUAGAUCUUCGUACAAAGAGAAGAAGAGUGCGAAAGAGUACUUCGAAUCUCUUAGUGUUCUCGUCAUGGAAACAAUUGAGAGGCCAGAAUAUACGGUGCUUAGUAAAGAGUAUGCAAGUUGAGAUACUAUCUGUUACUACAUACUAGCAAUCCUCUUCAUGGCAACUUUGUAGCAAGACAAGGUUUUCAAAGCAUGAAUGUACUAUUUUUCUUCUUGCGAUACUACGAAUGUACUGUGUAUAUAUACUAAGAUGGAUUCACUCAUUGUUCAUUCUAUAUGGAUUGGGGGAUAUGGACAUUGGUGUACAGAUAAUGCAUACAUUUCCCCAAUCAUACUUUCUAUGUAAAUGAGUGCAGCUAAGAUUGCAUUAAAAUUAUGUCGUCUCAAUUACUAAAUGAAAUCCAUUUACAAUA
Molecule: messenger RNA, 1459 nt
Organism: Linum trigynum
Lineage: Eukaryota; Viridiplantae; Streptophyta; Magnoliopsida; Malpighiales; Linaceae
Source: the annotation of a GenBank genome assembly